GCUAGGGGGCGGAAGUGCGGUGUUCCCUAAGGCUGCUGCCUCUGAGCGGGCGGAGGGGAGCCUCCCGAAGUGGGGGCCGGGCCGGAAUGGCGGCAGCCGCGGCCGGGACAGGGACUUGGGCGGCCCAGGAAAAGCAGUUCCCGCCGGCGCUGUUGAGCUUUUUCAUCUACAACCCACGUUUCGGGCCGCGCGAGGGAGAGGAAGAAAAUAAAAUUCUGUUUUACCAUCCAAAUGAAGUAGAAAAGAAUGAAAAAAUCAGAAAUCCUAUCAUCGAAAAGCAAAGUAAAGAUGGCAAGGCAGUAGUGGAGUACCAAGAGGAGGAACUGUUGGACAAGGUGUACAGCUCAGUGCUGCAGCAGUGCUACAGCAUGUACAAGCUUUUCAAUGGGACGUUUCUGAAAGCCAUGGAAGAUGGAGGUGUCAAGCUCCUAAAAGAAAGAUUAGAGAAAUUCUUCCAUCGGUAUUUGCAGACGCUACAUUUGCAGUCAUGUGACCUACUUGAUAUUUUUGGUGGAAUCAGCUUCUUCCCAUUGGAUAAAAUGACUUACUUGAAAAUCCAGUCCUUUAUUAACCGAAUGGAAGAAAGCCUAAGUGUAGUCAAAUAUACAGCAUUCCUCUACAACGACCAACUCAUCUGGAGUGGACUAGAACAAGAUGACAUGAGAAUUUUAUACAAAUACCUCACCACCUCACUGUUCCCCAGGCACAUCGAACCUGAGUUGGCGGGAAGGGAUUCCCCAGUAAGGGCAGAAAUGCCUGGAAAUCUCCAGCACUAUGGAAGAUUUCUCACUGGACCCUUAAACCUUAAUGAUCCAGAAGCAAAAUGCAGAUUCCCCAAAAUUUUUGUAAAUACAGAUGACACUUAUGAAGAGCUCCAUUUAAUUGUUUAUAAGGCCAUGAGCGCAGCUGUGUGCUUCAUGAUUGACGCCUCCACACAGCUCACGCUGGAUUUCUGCCGAAGAUUAGACAGCAUCGUUGGGCCCCAGCUUACAGUGCUGGCAUCUGACAUCUGUGAGCAGUUUAAUAUCAACAAGAGAAUCUCCGGGUCUGAAAAAGAACCCCAAUUUAAGUUCAUCUAUUUCAACCACAUGAAUUUAGCAGAGAAAAGUACAAUUCACAUGAGGAAAACGCCCAGCGUGUCACUCACAUCGGUCCACCCAGAUCUAAUGAAGAUUCUAGGUGACAUCAACAGUGACUUUACCAGAGCAGAUGAAGAUGAAGAAAUCAUUGUGAAAGCCAUGAGCGAUUACUGGGUUGUUGGGAAGAAGUCUGACCAGCGGGAGCUGUACGUGAUUCUCAAUCAGAAGAAUGCGAACCUGAUUGAGGUUAACGAAGAGGUGAAGAAACUGUGCGCCACGCAGUUCAAUAACAUCUUCUUCUUGGACUGACUCUAAUGGCUCAGCAGAACAUCUUUAAAAACCUCAACAAACCUUUUGUUUACCAUUACAACUUACUGGUCAUGAUAGUGACUGGGUUAGUGACAAUAGUAAAGCAAUACCUGCUUUGAAAAAUCAAAUUUCUACUUGGUCUGAUGAUUACCUGAGGUUUCUAGGUGUUAAAUAUUUAUGUGGAAUUAAUUAAAGGUAGUCAGCUGAAUAUCAUUCAAUUCUGCUGACAUUAUGUGGAUAUUUUACUGGGAAAUAAGACUAAUAAAUUGUUAAAGUUUUUAAAAA
Molecule: messenger RNA, 1673 nt
Organism: Mastomys coucha (southern multimammate mouse)
Lineage: Eukaryota; Metazoa; Chordata; Mammalia; Rodentia; Muridae
Gene: Ccz1
Product: CCZ1 homolog, vacuolar protein trafficking and biogenesis associated
Exons: 14
Coding region: 87-1388 (433 amino acids)
Biological process (GO): vesicle-mediated transport
Cellular component (GO): Mon1-Ccz1 complex; intracellular membrane-bounded organelle
Source: RefSeq, a predicted model, not a curated record